This is a messenger RNA of Vanessa atalanta (red admiral), 10500 nucleotides long. RefSeq names its product protein unc-80 homolog (gene unc80). The record is from RefSeq and is a predicted model, not a curated record. Bases 60 to 10313 code for a protein of 3417 amino acids. Gene Ontology annotation, biological process: monoatomic cation homeostasis. Gene Ontology annotation, cellular component: cation channel complex; axon. Gene Ontology annotation, molecular function: monoatomic cation channel activity. The transcript has 68 exons. Lineage: Eukaryota; Metazoa; Arthropoda; Insecta; Lepidoptera; Nymphalidae.
UAUAAUGGAUGUAAAACAUUAUUUAUAGACCAUCGGAAGCAUCCCUUGCUCAUUUGAACAUGAAAAUUGCUAAAGAAGUGACUGAGGAUGACUCUAUCGACGACGACAAUGUUCCAAUUGCGGUGCAAUUAUUUCUAUGGAGGCAAACAACACCGUUUAUGCGCCCGAGAUUCGGAAAAGUUCACGAAUCUACUUGCACGUUCUGUCAGCGGGCUCCAGGACAUCACGAACUCAAAGAGGCCUGUAAGUCGUUUGAAAAAGUGUUGGUACAAAAUCUUCGAUUUGGACUAUCAAACAACCUCAUUGAUGCUAUAGAAGCUAUUCCACGAUGGAGGCUAAUACAAGCUGCACUACCUCAUGUGAUGCAUGCUUUAGCUGGACUUUUACACAACAGAGUAAAAGACAAUAUGCAGACCCUUGGAAAUGUGGAAACAAAACUUCUGUAUACCCUGCAUUGGAUAUUACUUGAUGCUUCCGAUGAAUGUGCUGACAAUGACUAUGAAAAUGGAAAAUAUUAUUCCAAUCCCUUCCAUUAUCUAUUCUCUGUACCUACUAUGACUCUGUUUGUUUUCCUAUUUGCUCCUAUAUCACAUCACCUCAAAGAAUCAGACUUUACAAACAACUACAGAUUGGAAAAUGGAUUGAAGCUAUGGCAAGCAAUGUGGGAAUUUAGGCAUCCUGAUUCAGCUUGUUUCACAACACUUGUCAAACCCAAACCUAAGCCUCUAGGAGGAAAAUACUCGAAAAGAAACCAACAUGGUGAUGUCUUUAUGGGCCGAAAAUUUUCAAAAGAAGAAAGUGCCGUUAAUGGCAGCCCUCCUAGUCAGAACAUUUCAAUGUCACAAUCAGAAGCUCCAUCAAAACAAGCCAGUACAGAGGAAGAGCCGUGGCUCUCAUCACCCAAGGAUACAAUUUUUCCUGAGACAAUCCCGGAGGAGAGCUCCAGUACAGAGGAGGAACAUGUGUUCAUUUAUCGCCUACCGUCUGAACAAAAUUUUAGUGGAGCAAAUAAAGGAGCUUAUACGGUGUAUGCAGCUGACCCAAGCAUAUUUCAAGUUCGCAGAACGGACUCAGCGAAGCCUACAUUACCAGGGAUCAAGCCCUUACCUCAAAUCACCAAAAUGAGCUCAUCAGAUAAGGAGUCGUUGUCUGAUAGCGGAGGCCAGCCCGGUGUAAAAAGCACCCCGACGUCGAUAGAAAAGGGAACUAGUAUCAAACAAAUACAACAUGUAUCCGCGGCAACUUUCCUCGACGUGGCCACCAUGAGAUGUCUCUUUGCAUCGCAAUGGCAAGAAGAAGGUGUAUAUUGGGCGCUACAUUAUCUAUAUAAUAGAUUGCGAGAUAUUUGCGACGAUAUAUCCAAACAAAUUCAAAUCAGAAAACGAAGCAAUUCUCUGCCAAUACCGAAAAUAGAAGUAUCGAUAUACCAAAGCCCGGAAAUCAAAGAGCGUGAUUCAUUGAAAAACUUUAUGGAGGUUCCAGAUUCAAAAGACGUAUCACCGAUAACAGAAGUUCCUUUCACGAACAUAACUAAGUCAGAGGAAGACAACGUAAUGUCGAGAAGAGCCAGCGAAAAAGUUAAACGAAAAAUGAAAAUGGCCGAUUUGAAAGCUUUCGUCGAAACUAAAUUACUGUCGAAAUCAGAAAAAGCAUUGGAGAAAAUUGGUCAUGAUGAACAUAAAUUUAGUUUUCAUACAGCAGUAAGAAUGAUAUCUGAGUAUCACAGAAGUUUAGAUAACGCGGACGACCGACCGAACUCCGCGCUCGCAAGCAAUUUCCCGCCUCUAGCUCCGAGGCUGACAGGGGACUUGCUCCAGUGUAAUCUCAUUAAAGGAAAAAGUAUGCCGAGUCUCAGCUGUCUGAUAGACGAGCUAGCAUCCAAUGGAUACAUUGGUGAGAUCAAGACGGAACGUGCGCAGGACACGACAGUUAUUAAGCCAUCUAACAUGCAAAAGAAAAAGAACCCCAUCAUCACUGUUACAGAACACACGCCCACACCGUCACCUGACUACCUCUCGAAAACAAGACAAGGUUCCCUCGAAUCACAAAUGGACUCAGUAAGCAUGCAAGGGUCUCAACAUAUACCGACUCCAGAACGCAAGCCAAGUUUAACACGAUCACAAACUGACUCCAACAUCACUUAUAUUGUGGAAGAGAUACAGGAAGCGGCUGGAUCGUUGCAUUAUAUCACGAAAGACGGAGAUAUUGAUUUCCAAGUUGUGCUUAAAGCCGUGUACUCCGUGUCAACUAUGGAUAGUUUUUACAUAACAAUGAGAGUGAUGGAAGUGAUGCUUAACUUAGUGGAUACACUAAUGGAAAUUGGGGUUCAUAAAAAUUGGCAGUCUGAUAAAGGGCAAGAUCCCCAACCGGAAACAGUUGAUCCUUUGGCAGAUUUUCAAAAAGACAAAGAAAACAAGGAAAGAGAUUCGGGCAUUCCCUGCGCUCAGAGCCAAGAUUCAACAAAUGUUGAAUCCGGUGAAAGUAAAGAAAAAACGAAAGAAGAAGAACAUUUUGAUUGUCCCUACUAUAUGCUGAUGUACAUAAUUCUAAGAUUAUUACGUCAAUUAGGAUGUUCUCACGGCUGUACAACUGCGUUGCGAGGCCCUCAAGCUGAAUGUCUCCGAGUACAAUCAAGAAAUUCGCUCCGGCAGCUGCGUUCUGCGUCUGUGACUAAAUUCACUUUGCGACUUAAAGAAAUGACCAAAUUUGCACCAAUCAGAGAGGUUUUAGAUAAUUUGCAUUCUACUCUCGGCUAUUGUACUGAACCUGCGACCAUGGUAUCACCUAUGAAUCAGCAAAAAAGAAAUUUCGCAAAAUCCCCAGAAAUGAGCCAUCUACAGACAGGAUAUGCAACGAACUUCGGAGCGGGACAGGGGCCCAAUGCAAACAGAGCAAUAGAGAACUUUAUAGUGGAAACCACUUUUCGAGUUCUAGUUACAAGAUUUGCCAUGAUGCAUAAAGAAUUAAAAUUGCUUGAUAACUCGGCUCUAUACGCGGAAGUGCGUCUUUUGCUGAGCUACGUACGAGAGGCUCACGGGGGAGAGUUUCGUGCCGUGGCCUUCAGUGCCUUAUUAGACACGGCGGAGAGGCCGGGCACGCAGGCGAAGGACUCCAACAUGCAGACGACGAGAGUUAUCAGGCAUAUUCCUAGAAUGGCUGAUGAUGAACGUGGUUCAGACACUGGCGCUGACUCUGGUUGUGCGGCGGAUGACAGAAGCCAUAAAAAGUUUACCUUCAAAAAAAGAAGCACUUCUUCCACUGGUGCUCAUAGCCUUCUAGAAACCGAGGCCGGUGAUGAAUCAGCCAGUCAGUCGCCUUUGUCUGUUCGAACCCGAAGAUACCAACUGACGCCUCGACAAUCUGAGCGAACUAUCCCGUCUGCUUCGUCUGCUGAUAUAACGCCACAUCGCAAGAUAUCUCAUUCAAAAUCUAUUCCUUCUAAAUUUCAUAUUAGCGGCAUAGUCAAUUGGUUUCGCCAAAAACCUCAGCCCCAGAAUCUAGUGCGAAACGGAUGCGGUUCCGGCGAAUCUCUUCCAAUAUCCGGUAGCAUGGCGUCCUUAGCGAGGCCAUUUCACACGCAACCGAUACACGUGUCGCGUCCGGUUCAUGUCAAGCGACGAGUUGGUUACACACUUAACAGAGCCAGAAAAAGGGUUGAAGAUAGAUUGAAUAGAUUUGGUCUGAGAAAAAUGGGAAAGAAACGGGACGGGAGCAUAGAAGAAACUAUAGGAGGGUAUAUGUCGCGUCGGGGGUCCGCAGAGGGUGGUUCUGGCGGCGGGGAAUCCGAAGUAGUUGUUUUAAAACGACGAAGAUUAGUUGCAGCUGCGCCGCUAUACGCUGGUCUCGCGAGAUUCAGUUUUAUUCUUGACGCAACUCAACCCGGAGCCACUCCAGAUGCAUUAUUUAUGGCUGCUUUAUUGGAUUUACCACACACAGUUGUCGUUGGACGAGCCGCUAUGCUUCUAGAAUGUGCUCAUUUGGUACAUAAUUGCAAUAAGGGUCAAUGGCCUUAUUGGCUCAAAUCAAAUAUGGCGAAAAACCCAUUAUCUUCGGGUCCUUUACAGUUAAGAAGACAACGGUUAGCUGGAAAACUCUUUUAUCAAUGGGCAGAAGCAAUUGGAAAUAGAUUAGAAGACAUGUUAAACGAGGAUAGAAAGCACAUUGAUACAGUUGUUAACCUCGUUAAUGAUCCCGAUGGGCAACGAGAACUUUUGCAACAAGACGAAGAAGAAGAUUUCUUAGAUGAAGCUAGUAUACGGCUUCCUGGAAAAACUAUUGGCGCUGAAUGUCCCCGUGCUCUAAGAUUAGUCGCCUGCAUGCUAUUAUUCGAAAUCACAGCAUUUCUCCGAGAAACCUAUCAAAACUUACCUAAGUCCUGUCGAUCUUCGUUAAAGGAAAGAGGACCUUGGGAUCGAGUCUACAGGUGGAUGCAAAAGCGGAGACGUUUAUUGUGUAAUAAUAAGGCUCUUAGCAGUCAACACACAUUAAUGCCAGUCGAGGAGGCUAAUAGACGAUGGAGUAUGGCACUAUCGAGUAUGGGGCACUCUCAAGCAUCAGCUCAAAGCUUACAAUCAAUAGCUGGAGCGGAAACGGAGAGAAAGAUAUCUUUCGUUCUUCAUGAACCAGAAAACGUAUCUGGAGGUAGCAGCGUCACGCUUCCUGAAGCUAUUCCAAUCAGUGAAGAUAAAAAGUCUCGCCUGGGCUCGCGAGGCAAAGGUAUAGCUCGUCGGAACACACAGCAACAUGCCGCCUACGGGUCUUUUAAGCGACGCUCCAUUAAACUACGGCAGAAAGACGCGAGAGAAGUCUGUGAUGAUUUUGUUAAUAGAAGAUCGGAUUCAAUACAAAGCAGGAGAAAAGUUUCGUCCCUUUCUGACAGGAGUGACACCUCAGAAGUUUAUCCUGGAACAGGAGGAACAGUGAUAAUGCCAAACGAAAUGGAUAGUGGUGGGGAAGAAAGCCCUGGAGUUUUGUCCGAUGACCACGAUCAUCCGCCCGACAGCCCUGAUAGUAACUCUACAGAUCCUCCUGACAUUAACAAAGGUUUCCCUUGGCUGAAGGUAAUUGUCAAAUUCAUGAAUUCUUUUAACUACGUGUGCUGCCACCAAAAUUUCUGCCAUCCCUACUGUUUCCGUCGCAAUAUGAGAUCGACUGUUCGUCUAAUGAAGUCUGUCCAAAAGAUAUAUGGUGAAAAGUUUGGCCCAGAAAUAAGUACAACUAACAACGAGGAGGGCUCAGGUGGGACGAGACGAGGACGACGUACCCGCAAAUCUUCAGAACAUUCGACCGAUAGAAUCGAUCGGUCAGUGCUAGAAAGCGCAGGGCUAGCCUACCGCACGGCGGGAGUAGAACAAACCCUUCCCCACAAUGAAUCAUUACCGAUCAACAAACCGGGUACUAUGCCAUAUCCGCCUGCUGAACCGCCAUCUAUUUUAAAAUAUAUAAAAACUCAGGUCCGCGACGCGUACCACGCCCCGCUGGCGGCGCUGGUGAAGGGCGCGACGACGCUGAGCGAGGACGUGUUCGCGGAGGCGGCGGGCGCGGCGUGGCACCUGCUGCUGGAGCCCGACCGCGAGCUGAGCGCGUGCGCCGCCGCGCUCUUCGUGCUCGCCGCCGUGCGCGCGCCGCUGCACGCCACGCACCUCAUGCACAAGUACCUCAAGCACGCCGACCCCGCCGUGCGAAUUAAUGCUAUAUUACGAUUCCAAGUAAUGUGGAAAUUGAGAUAUCAAGUAUGGCCACGCAUGGAAGAAGGCGCAUCUGUCACUUUUAAAGUACCACCGCCGGGUAUCGAAUUCACUCUCCCGUCACCGAAAAUAGGUAUCGAAUCUUUGGCCGUGGUAGAUCCACCCUGGAGUCCACAAGUUAAAGAUAAAGAUAUGGAAAUGACUUUAAACCAAGAACGACACCGCUCACUAGUCACUGCAACGAAAACACGAAAGAAACAACAAACGGAAGCAAUCAAAAAGGCACUGCAACAACGAGACGAUAAGAAGAAAGCUGAACGGGAAAGUUUCCUCAUAACAACGAUACCAAUCACUCGUCAAGCCGCACGUGAACCAGCUCUAGAUCACGCUGCAGACGAUCACGUUGAACCACCAGCAGAUGAGGAGAUGGCGGAAGGCGUGCGCGGGUCGCACCACACGCAGGUGGCGUCGGCGCUGUUCCCGUCCGUGCUGUGCUCGGCGGUGGCCGAGAUCAUCUCGCUACUGGACGACGCGGCCGUCUCCAGGGACGGCUGUUCCGUGUAUGAAGUCGCUUACCAAGUCAUAUGGGGUUGUCUUGUGGAAGAUUCAGCGCUAUUCCUCCGUCAUGUGCUAGAAAGGCUAACCAGAGAUCAUCAAGAUGAAAUGUUCAAGCUCCUUCGCCACUUGAUCAGAUUUAUACCACGACUGCCGCAGCAAGCUGCCUUCGCUCUAUAUAACUAUAUAAUAGGUUAUGUGAUGUUCUAUGUAAGGUCACCUCAUGAGGACGGACAGAGACUUAUAGGAGCCGCGUUAUCAAUUUUGUGGAUGGUAGUGCACAGUGUACAUGGUAUUAUGUUCAAAGAUUUAAAACAAAUAUUACGUAAAGAACAGUGUGACGCUUCAAUAUUGCUCACUGCAAACGUUCCAGCUGCCAAGAAAAUAAUAGUACAUGGUCCGUCGGAUAACGAAGGCAGCAUACCUUCCCAAUUCCCAGUACAAGAAGAUACACAAUUUUGUCAAAUUUUAAGAGAAUCUCUGGAUUACUUUGGAAUACCAGAGAGAUUACAUGACGAAUACUUCCUUGUUGAUUUUAAAACGCGUCAAAUCCACAACCCUCAAAGCUAUGUACGUGACCAUUAUUUCUUCAAACGCUCCCAGUACCCUCAAUUAGGUCUUGUACACAUGGAACCAGAGGAAGCUUUCGAAAAACUACAGCAACAGGAACUGUUGCACAAGUUUGUUGAAACAGGAAAAGUAUUGUUAACAUGGGCUAUACUUAAAAAUGUGGAUAUGGUGGUCCAACGUGUAGUAUUCCUCCACGACGAACUCAUGAAAUUACCAUCGUUCCCGAGAAAAGCUCUUGAAGCCGACCUGGCUUUAUACAGUCGGGGACCUCUCGGCUCAACAUUGCUUGGGCUGGAUGUGUUACAUAAAUUCAUGUGGGUUCGUCUUAUAGCUCGUAUGUUCGAAGCGAUGGCGGGAAACUUCACGUCAUCCAGAGAUAUACAUUUGUUUCUAAAUGUUCUAAACGGAGCUCUAAUGCUACAUAGUGAAGAUUCAUUAAUACUGCGAUAUGUUAUAGCUACCUACGUCAAUGCAGCAUUUAAUUUUAAGAAUAUAUUUUCUACUAAUGGAUAUCUUCUUAUAAUGCCAACUCUGUUACAAAUAUACUCGAAUUUCCAAACGAAUAAGCUAGUUACUACAACUAUAGAGUAUGCCGUGAAGCAGUUCUAUUUGUUAAAUAGAAAACCUUUUAUACUACAAAUGUUUGGUUCAGUUUCCGCCAUAUUGGACACAGAUGAAGAAGCAGCAUAUGGGGAUGCAAGUAAAGUACAAUCAAGUUGCCUUUUUAAUCUCUUACUGAGCUUGGAAACUCCCUCCCCCGACCCGCUCCACAUAGCGGAAUUAAUCAAAGAAGAGAAACCUUUAAAGCCAAUCGACUUCUGCUACAGAGAUGAAGAUGAAAUGGUUAACGUACUCGAUUGUAUUAGCCUAUGCGUGAUGGUGGUAUCGUAUUCUGCUGAGAGCAUGAGAGGAUACCAAAUGCUAAUAAUACUCGAGGCCAUACUUCCGUGUUACGUGAAGCAAAUAAAACUACCAACGUACAAUAGAGAGGGCAAAACCGAAAAAGAAAUAAUCCAACAACUCGCAAUCGCCAUUAAAACACUCGUCAACAAUUGCGAAGGACUAUCUAAGUCGUACAACGGGCCGUACCGCACGUCGCCGGAGCACAAGGGCUCGUCGCAGCGCGGCUGCGCGCGCUCCGCCGCCUCGCCCUUCAUGACGCUCGACAUCCUGGACGACGAGUCGCACUCGCGCUACGUCAGCGACCACUCGCGCCUGCCGCCGCUCGCCGACUACACCGGCACGGAGGACUCGGAGUUAGUACGCGCAGAGUAUCGCCGACCCCGUGACGUAUUGCUGUCAUUGGUGGGUGAGUUCAUUGGCCGCGCUACCGCUCGUCUUUUAGAGAUAAAUGGAUCAAAAGGUACUGCCGGUUCUGAUGGAAAAACUGUCGAACUUCUCGACUCCAAGUCACAUGCGAGACUUGCUGAAAUAGCACACUCACUAUUAAAAGUGUCUCCAUACGACCCUGAGUCGAUGGGCUGCCGUGGGCUCCAGCGAUACAUGAUGCAAGUUCUCCCAGUUGGUGACUGGGCUGAUGAUGCUCUUAGACCUGCGCUUAUCAUGAUCUUAAGACGACUUGACAAAGUGUUUCUUAAAAUUGCUAAAAAACCGAGCAUAAGAAGAAACACUGAUUGGGAUUCAGCUGCAAUCCUACUUAAAGGCGUUUUUGAGACGAUGUCGCGAUGUCCAUACAUUAUGCAUUGGCAACAAGUAAAAACUCUUCUCAAUACUGUACAAGCGUUGAUAGUAUCAGACAAUAACAGCGGAGAGAAUCUAUCUUCAGCAACAGCUGCUUUGAUGUCCCAACCUCCGCCUCCACAUUUUUGUAGCACCGUUGUUAGGUUAAUAGCACUUCAAGUUAUAAAUACUGGGGAUAGCUACUCGCUCGAGCAAAUGUGCGGUGGGAGUGCAAUCUUCCCCUCAGCCGAGAAAACUGAAAACAUGCUUAUGAAUUUAUUCAUGCCGCUAUGUCUGAGAGUCGGAAGCGGUAGAAAAGACGUGCCGCCGCUGCGGCAGUCGGACGUGUCGUACCUGGUGUCGGUGGUGGUGAACGCGCUGUGCCCGCCCGCGCCGGCCGGCCAGGCCGUGGCCGCCAACUCCAAGCUGGCCACCGACGCGCGCGCCAACUCGCUCACCUUCACCGGCAGUCGCGACACGCGCAACACCACGCGCCUCUCCAACCACCUCUAUAGGAUCGCCUUCCUCGCUCUGAAGGUGCUAUGUGCGUGCUUCACGAGCGAGCUGUGCAGCGAGUGGGGCCGGAUCGCGCGCGCCAUGCGCGAGCUGGGCCGCCGCAACGAGGCCGCGCACCAUCUGUGGGACUUCCUCGAGCACGUCGUCACCUACCGCACGCCGCUCUACGUGCUGCUGCAACCGUUCAUUGUGCACAAGCUCUCUCAGCCACCAAUCGGUGACCACGAGCGCCACAUGCAGUUCGUGGUUCGCGAACGUGUCCGCGGUCUCAAGCUGCCGGCGGCUCGCGCUCGCGGCGCCCUCCUCUCAGAACUGGCUCGCGAGCUGCGCUCUAUGAGAGACACGCACGAUCACUACAAAUUCGAGCAAAUAGCGGAGAGCAUCGGGCAGGGCGGCGGCAAGCGCGCGUCGGAGGCGGCCCCGCGCGGCGCGGCGGCGGACAAGCAGCAGCAGCACCGGCCCUCGCUCAUCUCCAUGCUGGUGGGCCGCGCGCCCGCGCCGCGCACGCCCGACCACCCCGCCGCCACGCUGUCCGCGCAGAGAGAAUCGCUAUCGAGCAGUUCGACGACAAGUCAACCGGUGUUUGAUUUGCCAAAUAAUAAUAACGGCCGAUACAGUGACAACGGAAAUAAUAAUCUUAACAACGCUAAUGCACAUUUGGGAGCGAUCAAUAACAAUUAUGGUGGCGAACCAAAGACAGCAGUCAACACCCCGCCGUAUGGAAACAUACAAACAAAAUUGCGCUUCAUGUCGUCUGUGGAGUUUAAAUUAACUUCUGGUGAGACGUCGCAGACACCGCUGUCGCCCGUGUCGGCGCCGUCGGCGGGCGAGUCGUGCGAGGAGGGCGACGAGCGCCCGCGACUGCACCGCGCGCACGGGCCCUCCAAAAAGACUUUCAAGUUCCGCCGCAGUCGCUACGCAAAACCAGAGACGGCGCGCGCGCGGCUGGAGUCAGACGAGUGCUCGUCGCCGGCCGCCGACGUCACGCCGCGCCGCGCGCGCCCCUCGCUGCUGCAGCCCGCCGCGCCCACCACCGACACCUCCUACGACAGCGAGAUCUCGCAGACCUCCUCCACGUCCGGUUACAGAGAGAGCUACAGCCUGCAGGCGUCCAUGUCGGAGUCCCCGGGCGGGUCGGUGCGCGCGGCGCACAGCGACUCGGCCACGCCGCACGCCAGCCCCGACGCUUCUUUGAGUUGUGAAUCUGCAACAUCUUCAGCGGAACGGACUGCUUUGCUUGGAGCAGCCAGCCAACGAUCUCUACUUUUGAGCAGCGAUCUACGUGACGAAGAUACACUACUUUAAAUUGAUAUUCAAUUCAUAGAACAUUAGACAAUUUUUAAUUUUAUUAACUUUGAAAAAUCAAUUUACAUAAUUACCAAUCAAAAAGAAGUUAUAAUUAUUUUUCUGCAUUAUGCAAUCUCUAUGUAAAGAGUUUAAACUUUUAGUAAAAAUCUAGAAGCAGUGUUUUACAACUGUCCAAUGAAAUUCU